AUGCCGAGUCUCAUGGCGUCAAAAAGGAGGACAAGGGUCAAUAAGCCCGUAGAUGUCAAGGAGAGACAGGCAGAUGUAAACCGAAAACUCCAACUCUAUGGCAUCAUCCAUGCUUUCAAGCACGGCAAAGUCCCGUCGAACGAUCAAAUUGAUGUUGCCUUGAACAGCUUCCUCGAGUCGAAGCCACUUUCAAAUCCAUCCAAAAAGCUCUCGGAGGAUGGUCAAACGCUGGUGGCCGAUGUCAGGGAAGUUGUGAGACAAGCAAAGUAUCUCUUACUGUCCAAGAAUAAUGGUAAUCUGCUUCAGGACUUUAUCUGGCAGACACAGCAAUUCGACCCUACGGAGGUGGCUGUCCCUGAAGCGCCCCUGGACAAGGAAAGAAGCCGGCGGCAUAUGAAUCAAGCCCUUGAAGGGCUACGGACUCUGGGUACCCUAAUAAUUUCUAACGGGCAGUUUCGAAAGCUCCUAAAGGAUGCUUCAAUACUUCUGCGCGACAUCGCGGGUGACGCUGCAGUCAAUGCCGCCACCCGGGUUAGACCUAAGACUGAAGACCUCGCUCAACUUGAUGAGCCCGCAGAAGAUAACACUUGGUAUGAUGUUCCCGGUAUCAGCAAAGAUGGUAUCAAGAACAAGCUUCACCAGUUCUAUAACGAUAAAACCAAAGAAAAGGCGAAGGUAGCAACCCUAGAGAGUUUACCCACUACAACCUCCAAUGUCUCCUUGGCUCCAGUCAGCCCGAUGGCUCCAGUGCUCACAGAGGUAAAGGACUCCCAGGAGUCAAGAGGCAGCCGUGUAGAAGGAGCUGCGGGAAGUUCUGUGGUUUCUCGACUCGAAGACGCUGUUGAGCAACAGGGAAAUGCAGAUACUGAACAAUAUGCAAAGGCAAAGAUGAAGGAGAAAAAAAGUGAGUACCGUGAGCGGAUGAAGAAAUAUCUUGCAAGCAAGAUGCCGCAGGAGCGGAGAGAACAGAUUGUUUGGCGACUCAAGAAAAUGAUUAUCGAGUGCCAGCAGCAUCCCGAUUAUCAGCGGGCAAUCCAGACCUUACUAGACCUCUCUAAAGAGUACGGUAACCAUGCUCGUCGAAUGGCAAAAGGAGGCUCCGAAUCGUUAAUGGAUGCUCGUGCUGCCCUGUAUCAAGCAGAGAGGGAUCUCAAGCUCCUGAUCGAGAGGUUUGCAAACGGCACUUCAACCGAUGACUUGUGGGCGUCAAUCAAGACUAUUUACGAGGACGCCGAACAGGACCCUGAACUCAGGUAUUGGUUCAAGGCAAUGAACGAUUACAUCCGCCGGUGUCUCCAGGAGCAAGGCUAUAUUCUUGACGAAGACUCGAAUACUGAGUGGGACCAAUUGUACGAAGAGGGCAACUACCUUCUUCGCGACAAAUACCGCGGGCACACAGAUCGCAUUGUCGACGAGGUCAAGUUCUUGCUCAGCCAGUUUGACGAAGAUCCGCAAAUCAAAGCUUUUGCUGCCUCUUUAUCCAAGCUGUUCAACGAUUUGGGCAACGAUGAAAAGGGGAAGCCAACCUUUAAGCCCCGUCUGGUCAAGGAUCUCACGGAUGUGAUUUUGCCAUCCAUUUUCGAGAAGGUGGCUUACAUCCCGAUCCCUCGAAUUGAAUACUCAGACCCUCAUGUUGACGUCGUCAUUGAGAAUCUCGUCCUCGAAAGCGACAACUUCAUGCCGAACGUUCUCGAGAUUUCUAGUGAAAAUUACUUGCGGUACGGUCGGAAGACCGUAACCAGCAGAAGUCGGCACUCGUUUGAAGUCAAGGUGUCAGGUAUUCAAAUGGACCUAAGGGAUGUCAGCUACUACGUCAAACGCAAACAGGGGUUUCCAUCAAUGACAGAUACAGGCGUGGCGAAUAUGCUACUGGCCGGCGACGGUCUGUCUUUCCGGAUCAAGUUGGUAUCAGCUGAUGAGAAGGACGCACAAUGUUUCUUCAAGAUCGAGGAAGUGGAAGUGGAUGUCGAGCACCUCAGGAUAGAGCUCAUUAAAUCCAACCACAAGCUUCUCUUCAAUAUCUUCAAGCCUCUGAUGCUGAAACUGCUGAAGCCUGGAGUACAAAGAGCUCUCGAGAAGACUAUCAAGGACCAGGCCACACGUCUAGACAAACUCUUAUUUGAGAUCAAGCAGGAGGCCGAUCGAGCGCUUGAGCAAGCCCGCGAAGACCCCAGGCAUGUGCCCAACUUUUACAAGCGGUACAUGACAGCCGCACAGAAGCGCAUUCUCCAGAGCAAGAAAAAGCGCCGGAAGAUUCUUACUGAUAAAAAGGUGAAUUAUGCCAUUACCCAGAAGGACAGCAUCUUUCCCGACGUACAUCUUCCAGGAGGAAUCAGUGCCAAAGCAACCGAAUACAAGGAAUUAGCGCUGAGGGGAGACAGUUGGGAGAGCCCCAUCUUCUCCGUCGGCAACGCUGCGAAAAGCCGGGAUAUUCCCCCUGCUCCAAAAGUAGUGCGGAAGCCACAUGCUAUCAGCAAGACGGCGGCUCUUAGUUUACGGGGUGGCAGCCCAGCCAGUCCGAAUCAAGGAGUAGGUACACCUCAGGAAGACUGGUUAUCAGCCAGCACUGCAAGUCAGAAUAUACUUUCCCCCUCUGCCCGCGCAAUGUCCCAGAGGGAGAAGUUUGAGGGGAAGAGUCCCUGA
Messenger RNA from Thermochaetoides thermophila DSM 1495, 2643 nucleotides. RefSeq lists its product as uncharacterized. Lineage: Eukaryota; Fungi; Ascomycota; Sordariomycetes; Sordariales; Chaetomiaceae. The transcript has 5 exons. The coding region runs from base 1 to 2643 and encodes 880 amino acids. The record is from RefSeq and is a predicted model, not a curated record.